UGAAAUCACAGUUUAACGUUACAAUGUUAUGUUGUCGUUGGUUAAGUUAAAAUGACAUUACGUCAUUUUAGUAACGCAUGUAUUAUGUUGGGGUGAUUUCUAACGGAAAAGUGCACGUAUGUUAGAACUUUUAGAUAUGUCUUCGAGCGAUGCGGCACCGAAGUUAUUCGAAUUUUAUUCAAUUAUAUGUGAUCAUGGAAAUCUGCUGAAUUAUUUCAGAAAUGUACAGCUUUUAAAAAACACAAGGAAAUGCAAAGAUUGUUUGAAGGAAAUGAAAUUAUCAAAACGUUCCAGCAAAAUUGACAAAGAAGAAUGGAAAUGUGAUACAUGCCUGAGUGUGGAGUCUAUAAGGCAGAAUUCAAUGUUUGAGAGAUCAAAGCUGCCAUUAAGAAAACAGUUGGAAAUUUUGUAUUUCUUCGGAAUUGAUAUGCAAAUAUAUGAAGUGGAAAAAUUCACAGAUAUCAGUCAUGGAACUAUUAUUGAGUGGUAUAAGUAUUUGAGAGGAUUAUGCAGAGAAUUUCUCAAACGGGAUCCUAUUAUGCUCGGAACUACUGAAGGAAGUAUUGUGGAAAUAGAUGAGAGUUUGUUUGGGAAAAAGAGAAAGUACAACUGUGGAAUCGGGAAGCAGGACACAUGGGUAUUUGGAAUGAAAGAAAAGGGCACGAGAAGAGUUCAGUUCCAAAUAGUGGAGAAAAGAAAUAAACAAACAUUAAUUCCGAUAAAGUCUUCUGUUGAAAGAGGAUGUACGAUUUAUUCAGACUGCUGGAAGUCGUAUAGCACAUUGAACGAAGAGGGGUUCGAUCACUUCACUGUUAAUCACAGUGAGAACUUUAAAGCUCCGGAUGGAACUUGCAGAAAUGAAAUUGAAGGAGUGUGGAGCUUGGUGAAGUUGAGAAUCAAAUCUAUGAAGGGAGUUUUGCAUGACAAAAUUGAGGCUAUUUUAGACGAAUUUACAUAUCGUCAUAGAUUUGGGUUGUCAAAUGGAGAUGUGUAUAACAAGUUAAUAUCAGAUAUUGCUCAUAUGUAAUAUAAAUAAAAUGUGAAAUAUGAAUUUAUGUUCUAUUACA
Messenger RNA from Ostrea edulis (European flat oyster), 1067 nucleotides. RefSeq lists its product as uncharacterized. The record is from RefSeq and is a predicted model, not a curated record. The transcript is spliced from 3 exons. Lineage: Eukaryota; Metazoa; Mollusca; Bivalvia; Ostreida; Ostreidae. Bases 119 to 1027 code for a protein of 302 amino acids.